Ylistrum balloti is the source of this 438-nucleotide messenger RNA. RefSeq names its product BPTI/Kunitz domain-containing protein-like. The coding region runs from base 1 to 438 and encodes 145 amino acids. The record is from RefSeq and is a predicted model, not a curated record. Gene Ontology annotation, molecular function: serine-type endopeptidase inhibitor activity. Lineage: Eukaryota; Metazoa; Mollusca; Bivalvia; Pectinida; Pectinidae. The transcript is spliced from 2 exons.
AUGUUCAACAUGACAUGGUUAUGGUCGUCGGUGUGGAUGUCUCUAUUUAUGGUUCUGCCACUUGUAUUAGCACAGAGAGUAUUGGACCUACCGAGCAGAUGUUACCGUGAGCCGGACCCAGCGUUAUGCAAGAUUGGGCGUGCACGGUACUUCUUCAACGCCACGUCAGAGCUGUGCGAGGUCACUAGGAACACACGAUGCUCCGGACGCAGACCAACCUUUUACUCAACAAUAUCUCGAUGUAUGCAGCGAUGUGCAUGUAAGGCAGACGCCCAUCCAGGCCCUUGUAACGGUUACAAUGUUAGGUACUACUACAACACUAGAUACAGGAUGUGCACUCCCUUUGUGUUUGGAGGCUGUGGUGGGAACUUUAACAACUUCCAUACGUUCUUCGACUGUCAAUGGUCGUGUAACCCAGGCUUCUUUGCAUUUGACUAA